AUUUCUUAGCGAGAACCCAAAUGCUGCAGAAAGCUCACCAUCUCCUCAAACCAUUCUCAACUUCAACAACGCCAACUUCUCUCACUUGGAGAAACCAAAUCAAACAGAACCAGCUAGCCUCCCAAAUCUCAUCCAUUCUGUUGCAAAGGCACAACUGGGUUCUUCUCCUCCAAAACCUCAAACUCUCCUCGAAAUUAACCCCAUCUCUCUUCCUCCAAAUCCUCCAUAAAACCCACACUAACCCUCAAAUCUCUCUUAACUUCUUCAAUUGGGCAAAAACAAAUCUUGGGUUUCAACCAGACCUCCAGUCCCACUGCAAAAUCAUCCAACUUUCACUUGGGUCGGGUCUUGUCCAACCCGUGAAGCCACUUUUGGAUUCCUUGAUUCAGAGCCAUCCUGCAUCAGUGCUUGCACAGUGUCUGAUUCGAGUUUGUAGAGGUACGGAUUCUCAGUCUAAUGCGUUAAGCUUUGUUAUUGAAUGUUAUUCGCAAAAGGGUUUGUUCGUGGAGGGGUUAGAGGUGUUCGGGAAAAUGAGAGGUCAGGGUUGUACCCCUUCAGUUCGUGCCUGCCAUGCACUGCUUGAUGUUUUGCAGCAACAAAACGAGAUUAAACUGGCUUGGUGUUUCUUUGGUGCUGUAUUUCGUAGUGGGGAGUCGCUGAACCGGCAUAUGUGGUCAGUGUUUGCUCAGAUUUUGUGUAAAAAUGAGAAAUUUGAGAGAGUUGUUAGAUUGCUAGAUUUUGGUAUUCAUAACUCUGUGAUUUAUAAUCUUGUCAUUGAUUAUUAUAGCAAAGGUGGGGAUUUUGGAGCUGCAUUUGAUACCUUGAAUCAGAUGUGUGAUAGGAAAAUUGAACCAGGUUUUACUACUUAUAGCUCAGUUCUUGAUGGGGCUUGUAAAUAUGAAAAAGCUGAAGUCAUUGAGAGCAUCAUGAGCAUUAUGGUGGAGAAGGAGCUGCUUCCGAAGACUCCUUUAUCCAAAUCUGAUUUGGUAGUUCAGAAGCUUAGUGAUCUGGGCAAGACUUAUGCUGCAGAGAUGUUCUUUAGGAGAGCUUGUGAUGAGAAGAUUGAAUUACAGGAUGCUACUUAUGGGUGUAUAUUAAGGGCAUUGUCCAAGGAAGGGAGAGUGAAGGAAGCAAUUCAGAUAUAUCGUUCAAUCUCGGAAAGGGUUCUUACAGUGAGUGAUAGUAGUUAUAACGCAUUUGUAAAUGUUCUUUGUAAGGAAGAUCAGUCCGAGGAGGGUUGUGAAUUGUUAAGGGAUGCCCUAAGAAGAGGAAGCAGUCAAUGUGCAUCAGCAUUGUCUGAAUUCAUAGCAUCACAAUGUAGGAAAGGUAGAUGGAGAGAAGCAGAGGAUUUGUUGAAUGUGAUUCUAGAGAAAGGGUUAGUGCCGGAUUCGUCUUGUUGUUGCUCCUUGGUGGUGCAUUACUGUUCCAACAGACGCAUUGAUUCAGCCAUUGCAUUGCAUAAUAAGAUGGAAAGAUGGAAUAUUACUUUGGAUGUAGCAACUUAUAAUGUACUUCUCGAUAGGCUUGUUGCAGGGAGGAGGAUUGAAGAAGCGGUCAGGGUGUUUGAUUACAUGAGAAGACUGAAUUUGGUGAGCAGUGCAAGUUUUACAAGCAUGAUUCGUGGGCUUUGUCGCGUAAAGGAACUCAGAAAAGCCAUGAAAAUUCACGACGAGAUGUUGAGCAUGGGGCUUAAACCUGAUCAAGCAACAUAUAAGCGGUUGAUUUUUGGGUUUAAGUAACAGAUUGCUGUGUUUGACAAGAGUCCAUUUUGGCUUUAACCAUCUCUUGUAAAUUAGCCGGCAUGAUCAGGCCAUGUACUGCACCUUUUGAUGCGUGAUACAAAGAAGCUUUCAGUUUGUAAUCCUAGACUUCCUAGUGACAAAAGAAAAUGAAAAAUUUCCCCCAUCUUUAUUUGCCCAUGUUUGCACUACCAAGUACCAAGUAAUGUGAAUGUUACUUCU
Molecule: messenger RNA, 1961 nt
Organism: Corylus avellana
Lineage: Eukaryota; Viridiplantae; Streptophyta; Magnoliopsida; Fagales; Betulaceae
Product: Tetratricopeptide repeat (TPR)-like superfamily protein
Molecular function (GO): protein binding
Source: RefSeq, a predicted model, not a curated record